AUGACGAUCUCAUCGGUUGGCGCCAAACAGGCUCUCGCUGGGAACGAAGAGCUUCGGAACCCUCCGGUUCCGAUCCCAGUGACGGUCGAGGGUUCUUUUUCAAGCAAAGCUCGAGUCAUAUUCUACCGUAGCACCCUGUUCCAGAUCCUUGUGGUCGGGCUUUGCGCCUUCACUGCUCCUGGGAUAUGGUCCGCGAUGAAUGGGUUAGGUGUCGGCGGAUCUCAGAGCCCUGAUCUCGUCAACGCCGCAAAUGCCAUCCUCUACGCCUUCAUGACCGUCACCUGUUUCGCCGGGCCAUGGCUUACCAACGCUAUCGGUUUUCGGUGGACACUAGCCAUCGGCACACUGGGCUAUCCAUUAUAUGCUGCCGGGCUAUACGUCAACAAUAGGACUGGGGCAACUUGGUUCGUGUACCUUGGAGCUGUAACCUGCGGUAUAUCCGCAGGAUUCUUUUGGAGUGUCGAAGGAGCCAUUGCCUGUGGCUAUCCCGAACAACAUAAGAGAGGCCGAUAUAUCGCUACAUGGUUUACAUUCAGGAAUUUCGGGAACAUCAUCGGCGGUGCGAUCUCUCUUGGCAUCAAUAUCAAUAUCAACAGACGUGGCAAGGUUGGUUAUCAAACAUAUCUGGUGUUCAUCGCCAUACAGUGCCUCGGGUUCUUCUUUGCAUUGUUGUUGUCAAAUCCAGAAAGAGUAGUGCGCGAUGAUGGCACACGUAUCGAGGCACCAAGAGGCAUCCACUGGAGUGAGGAAUUAAGACAGAUGUGGCGGCUCAUCAGAAGCAAGCCGAUUCUUCUCCUGAGCCCACUCUUCUGGUAUUUCGGCUGGAUUCAAGCAUAUCCUGGCACAUACCUAGCAACGUACUUCACUGUCCGGUCACGAGCACUCGGCAGCUUCAUGAACGCCGUGGUCGGCACACUCGCCACCUGGUUGACCGGCUCACUCGUCGACCUCCCAUGGCAGAAGUCUCGACAGAGGCGCGCGCUCGUUACCUAUGGGCUCAUCGCAACACUAAACAGCGCGACCUGGAUCUGGGCGGUGAUCAUACAGGACGAGUACCGUACGACCCACCCCGUACUCGACUGGGGCGACCAGAGCACCUUCGGCCGCGGCUUCGGAGUCUUCUUGUUUGAGCGCAUCAGCCUCGGUAUGGUCGAGAACUACAUCUACUGGUGCAUCAGCAAUCUCUCGGACUCGCCGGGUGAUCAAAUCCGAUACAGUUCCUUGCUCCGUGGCAUCGAGACCGCUGGUGUUGCCGUCGGAUUUGGAGUGCAAGCCGUGCCGACGGCGCUCAUCGUAACCGCGAGUAUCAACUUUGGGUAUUGGUUCAUUGCCCUUCCGUUCAGCUACUAUGCUACUCUUCAGGUUGUGAAGACGUUCAAUAAGAAUGAGUUCAAGGGGACGGAAGCAAUUCGGCAAGAAGUGUAA
Molecule: messenger RNA, 1425 nt
Organism: Exophiala aquamarina CBS 119918
Lineage: Eukaryota; Fungi; Ascomycota; Eurotiomycetes; Chaetothyriales; Herpotrichiellaceae
Exons: 1
Coding region: 1-1425 (474 amino acids)
Source: RefSeq, a predicted model, not a curated record